Messenger RNA from Exophiala oligosperma, 4062 nucleotides. RefSeq names its product hydroxymethylglutaryl-CoA reductase (NADPH). The transcript is spliced from 4 exons. Gene Ontology annotation, cellular component: endoplasmic reticulum membrane; peroxisomal membrane. The record is from RefSeq and is a predicted model, not a curated record. Gene Ontology annotation, molecular function: hydroxymethylglutaryl-CoA reductase (NADPH) activity; protein binding. Lineage: Eukaryota; Fungi; Ascomycota; Eurotiomycetes; Chaetothyriales; Herpotrichiellaceae. The coding region runs from base 240 to 3677 and encodes 1145 amino acids. Gene Ontology annotation, biological process: ergosterol biosynthetic process; isoprenoid biosynthetic process; coenzyme A metabolic process.
AACUUAUUCAUUAUUCUGCAAUCUUUACUUCUGCUCCUGUCUACACCUACUUUGUUGAUAUCUCGGCUGUGCCUCAGGGAGAUCGAGUCCGAAAGUCUUCGUCUCUGUGCUCGCACUCUUCCACCGGAACCAGGAUUCCUCCCUCUCCAUCUUGAGUAUGGCAACAUAGAAAGCCACCUCCAACCUCUGCGCCACACACUUUCUCCUCUCUCUGAUUAUCGUCCUGUCCGCUAUUCAACAUGCGAGGCUCUCAUCUUCUACCCAAACAACUUCGCUCGCUGGGAAAAAGCGAUAGCUGGCUGAACCGGACUGUUACUUCCAAUCUCCUCGCGACCUCGCAUGUGGCUUGCCAGCAUCCUAUUCAUACCAUUGUUGCGAUCGCCCUGUUGGCCAGUACCUCCUAUAUCGGGCUGUUGCAAGAGAGUCUGUUUGACAGUGGUAUAAAAUCCCUUCAACACAACGGCCGGGUAGACGUCGAGGCACUUCUCAAAGGAAGCAGGACACUGGAACUAUCGCAGAAUACGGCAUGGAAGUGGCAGUUCUCCGACGACUCUGGUGUCCCAGAGGUAUCACUUGGUCCCAACCACUACGCCCUUACAACUUUUGUCUUCCCAGACUCCUCGUCUGCUCCUGACGCUCAGUCUAUUCCUAUCCCCGUCAAUGUCACAGCCACGAAUGUUCCGACCACCUCGAACCUCCUUUCUCCGAUAUCGCACGACACUUCCCUCGCAUUCUACACCACCUUUUCCGAAUUACCCGACUUUCUCAGGGCUGCUCAAGAAUUACCAGCACAGAAUGUACCAUCAGAGACGGACGAACAAGCGUCAUGGACUAUGAAAGCUGCUCGCGUGGGCAAUGGCCAGGCGACCUACGCAACCUGGUUUCGGGAAGGCUGGACAUCGUUCGUGGAUCUGAUCAAACAUGCUGAGACGCUGGACAUUAUCAUCAUGGCGCUGGGCUACCUUUCCAUGCAUUUGACCUUCAUCUCACUCUUUUUAUCCAUGAAAAGACUAGGGUCCAACGCAUGGUUGGCUGUUUCGGUGCUGUUUUCUAGCUUGUUCGCUUUUCUGUUUGGCUUGGUUACGACCACCAAACUUGGUGUACCGAUCAACAUGGUACUGCUGUCCGAAGGACUGCCCUUCCUUGUUGUGACAGUGGGAUUCGAAAAGUCUAUAAUACUUACGAAAGCUGUUCUAUCGGCCUCUUAUGACACAAAACGACGACCGACUGCCAAUGGCUCUGCCAAUGGAAACGUUGUUGGUCCCGUCGUUGCGCCAAACGCCCCCAACUCAAUCCAGGAUGCAAUUCAAAUCGCCAUCAAGGAAACCGGCUUUGAAAUUGUGCGAGAUUACGCAGUUGAGAUUGCUAUUCUCAUUGCUGGUGCUGCAUCUGGCGUGCAAGGUGGUCUACGACAGUUCUGCUUCUUAGCUGCUUGGAUUCUCUUCUAUGACUGUGUCCUCCUUUUCACUUGGUACACUACUAUUCUGUGCAUCAAACUGGAAAUCAACCGAAUCAAGCGUCAUGUUGCGCUCCGCAAAACUCUCGAGGAAGAUGGCAUCAAUCACCGAGUAGCCGAAAAUGUAGCCUCUAACAGCGACUGGCCUAAUGGACCAUCGGGUCAGACGGGCUUCAAUAUCUUCGGCCAAAAGAUCAGAGCCAGCAGUGUACCGAAGUUCAAGAUCUGGAUGGUUGGUGGUUUCGUGAUCAUCAAUAUCGUAAAUCUCUGCACCAUUCCAUUCCGAACCUCGACUACCAUCAACGCACCAGGAGCUGCAAUGCCAAGCGUUCUUACACCUGCGCCUAUUGAUCCGUUCAAAGUGGCCGAGAACGGCUUGGAUUCAAUCUACGUCUCGGCAAAGAGCAGAAAACUUGAUACCUUUGUGACAGUCAUACCCCCAAUCAAAUACGAAAUCGACUAUCCCUCUGCACAGCAAGAUGCACAAGACGUUCUUGGCUGGUUUGAUCAAGAAUAUACCGAUCAGUUCUUGAACGUGGUGGGUGGUCGCGUCAUUGAGGGUGUCCUCAAGAGCUUAGAAGAUCCGGUCUUGAGCAAAUGGGUGCUGAUUGCUUUAACGCUCAGCUUGAUACUCAAUGGCUACUUGUUCAAUGCUGCACGUUGGAGUCUUAAAGAGCCUCAGUCAUCAACAAGUUCGCCCGCCGGGCCGCAAGUGCCGAAACUUGAAUUACCCCAAACUCCUAAACCCAAGCCGCUCAACAUUGACCUGCAAGCAGCCUCUGGCCGCUCGAAAGAGGAGUGCGAGCAAAUGUUGAAAGACAAGAAGGCCGCAUACCUUACCGACGAGGAAUUAAUUGACUUAUCCUUGAAGGGCAAAAUCCCCGGUUAUGCCAUCGAGAAGACGCUGGAAGCUCCCGAACUUAUGACUCGUUUGGACUCGUUCGUCCGGGCUGUCAAAGUGCGAAGGGCUGUAGUCUCGCGAACAUCAGGUCCGAAAUUUGCAGCUGGACUAGAAGUGUCAAAAUCACCCUACAGAGAUUACAACUACGAACUUGUCCAUGGUGCCUGCUGCGAGAACGUUAUCGGAUAUCUCCCUCUUCCACUUGGUGUUGCUGGGCCCAUCAUCAUUGAUGGUCAGAGCUAUUUCUUACCUAUGGCCACAACUGAAGGUGUGCUUGUUGCGUCCACAAGUCGUGGCUGCAAAGCCAUCAAUGCUGGAGGUGGCGCUUCGACCAUCGUCACUGGUGAUGGUAUGACCCGAGGACCUUGCAUGAGUUUUCCAACCGUCUCAAGAACUGGAGAAGCUAAAAUCUGGUUGGAUUCAGAAGAAGGUCAACGGACAAUGCGGGAAGCAUUCAACUCAACUAGUCGAUUUGCUCGUCUGCAGUCGAUGAAGUCGGCAAUUGCAGGUACGAACUUGUUCGUCAGGUUCAAAACAACAACGGGCGAUGCUAUGGGUAUGAACAUGAUUUCGAAAGGUGUCGAAAAGGCUUUGUCUGUCAUGUCGACCGAAUGUGGUUUUGAAGACAUGACCAUUGUUUCAUUGUCUGGAAAUUAUUGUAUCGACAAGAAAGCAUCCGCCAUCAACUGGAUCGAUGGACGAGGUAAGGCAGUCGUUGCUGAAGCCAUCAUCCCAGGCGAUGUGGUAAGGAAUGUUCUCAAGAGCAACGUCGAUGAUCUUGUCGAGCUCAAUGUGUCCAAGAACUUGAUUGGCAGCGCCAUGGCAGGCAGUAUCGGAGGGAACAAUGCUCAUGCAGCAAACAUUGUGGCUGCGAUCUUCUUGGCCACAGGCCAAGAUCCUGCCCAAGUUGUCGAGAGCGCCAGCUGCAUGACCCUCAUGAAGAACAACAAUGGAAAUCUUCAGAUCAGUGUAUCAAUGCCCUGUCUCGAAGUUGGGACAAUUGGUGGAGGCACCAUCCUGGAAGCUCAAUCAUCGAUGCUCGAUCUGCUUGGAGUUCGUGGCGCUCACCAAACCACACCCGGUGAUAAUGCUCGACAGCUCGCGAGAAUCAUCGCCGCAGCUGUCCUCGCAGGUGAACUCAGCUUGUGUGCUGCUCUGCGUGCAGGACACCUGGUGAAGGCUCAUAUGGCGCAUAACAGGAGUGCCGCUCCUACCAGGACGAGCACACCUGUCUCAGCAGCCGUGGAGCCCUUCCUCAAAGCCCAAAAUGGGCCGAAUGUUCCUGCCUCUCUGCGGAUGACAAAUGGGAAUGGCAGAUGACAACGUUGAUGUUUUAAAAGUGUAUAUACAGCCGGGAGUCAUUUGUACAUACGGGAAUGGUCAGGCUUUUAGCAUUGGUGUUGGUACUUUCUGCAUGGGACGGAGUCUCGAGAGUGAGUCCGACUACUGUCCGAUAGCGACGCUCCGGGAAUGACCACAGCUGCAUCUAUUGUCCCUGCCGGAAACCAAUUGGAAGGCGUGCGCACGAAGGAAUGUGGAAUUCUUAAGAGCCAGGUCCUUGAGUUCCAUGGCCAGGAAAAACAAGAAUAGUCAUAUUGAUAUGGUGAUAUCCCUAGUACAGAGUAUGUGAUGGAAUAUUAAUACUCGCCUGGGUUGUGUGAAACAUAUGAGGUGCAGAUACUUGUAUACGGAUAUAAUAUCGCAC